Volvox carteri f. nagariensis is the source of this 459-nucleotide messenger RNA. RefSeq lists its product as uncharacterized. Lineage: Eukaryota; Viridiplantae; Chlorophyta; Chlorophyceae; Chlamydomonadales; Volvocaceae. Bases 1 to 459 code for a protein of 152 amino acids. The record is from RefSeq and is a predicted model, not a curated record. The transcript has a single exon.
AUGCAGCUAGCGGCCGCCAAUGGCGGGACAUUGAGGAAAAAGCCGCUGCUGCAGUCCGCUACAUGCGGCUCGGAGGCUGUUCUGGCAGCUGCAGCAGUCCGCUACAUGCGGCUCGGAGGCUGUUCUGGCAGCUGCAGCAGUCCGCUACAUGCGGCUCGGAGGCUGUUCUGGCAGCUGCAGCAGUCCGCUACAUGCGGCUCGGAGGCUGUUCUGGCAGCUGCAGCAGUCCGCUACAUGCGGCUCGGAGGCUGUUCUGGCAGCUGCAGCAGUCCGCUACAUGCGGCUCGGAGGCUGUUCUGGCAGCUGCAGCAGUCCGCUACAUGCGGCUCGGAGGCUGUUCUGGCAGCUGCAGCAGGCACCUUAAGACUGCUGCAUCUUGAUGACGGCGGCAAUGGUGCGGUUGGUACCGGGCGUGUAAGGGUCCAUGCUCUGGACAAGAGCCAUAGUGGCGACCAGUGA